AUGAAACUAACCAAGACAAACCCCAUCUUGUUCUUCACACUGAUUCUGGUAUUUCACACUAUAGCUGUACAAGCAGAAGAUUCUCAUGAAGAUGAAGUGAGGAUCCUGAUUGUGGGAAUCAGAGGUCAGUCCAGAUUCAGUGCUGCAGAUCUUCUGUCAGGAAGGAAAGACGGUGGGCAGGAGGACAGAGAGAUUGUAAAGACUCCAGUAAUCACAGACGAGGCUCGUAGAAUGAUGCUGGUCACUGGACCAAACCUCUGUGAGGAGGACACAGCGAGACAGACCUUCACAACAGCGCUGUUUCUCUCGUCUCCUGGACCUCACGCCGUUUUAAUGUUCCUGAAUCUGGAAGAUCAACAAUCACAACAGUGUGAUAUUGUGAAACGAGCCCAGGAGCUGCUGGGAGCAGAAGUCCUGCAGUACUGCAUUGUUCUUCUGCUCCAAAAUCAGCAGGAACGUUUCACAGGAGCGUCCAGAGGGAUUGCUGGAGAAAUGAUCAACGCAUGUGGAAGACGAUUUCACGUCAUAAGAGACUCUGAAGCAAAACCUGCUCAAAGAGCAGCUCUCGUAGCAGAAAUAGACAAGUUAGUUUGGCUCAAUGAUCACAGAUUUCACUCAGUAUUGAGACAAGAAUUAGAAACAGAAAAGCUGGAACUUUUACAAAGACUACUAGAAAUAGACAACAAACUUUAA
Sinocyclocheilus grahami is the source of this 693-nucleotide messenger RNA. Its product is annotated as GTPase IMAP family member 6-like. Lineage: Eukaryota; Metazoa; Chordata; Actinopteri; Cypriniformes; Cyprinidae. The transcript has 2 exons. Gene Ontology annotation, molecular function: GTP binding. Bases 1 to 693 code for a protein of 230 amino acids. The record is from RefSeq and is a predicted model, not a curated record.